AUGCUGACGGAUGCAGGAGACAUUUUAAGCAAAAUGGCUGCUAAAAUUUCGCGGAUCUUCAUAUGGUUUUGCAGCUGGAUCGCUCAGUGCAUAAUCAGGCGAUGUGUUUCGGCAAUUUUUAUGAACAAGGAGCAGAUCGAAUCUCUCAUUCAUAUGUCUAAGAAAAAGAAGCCUUUGAUUAUAUUGCCAAAUCACUUGAGCCAUCUUGAUUACGUUUUGGUGACGUAUGUGUUUUGGCGAUGCGGCGUUCGGUUGCCAUACGUAGCCGCUGGCAACAACCUCGAUACCGGCCUGAUGUCGCCCAUUCUGCGACGACUUGGUGCUUUCUUCAUCCGAAGACGCAGCAGUGGAGUAACUUUAAUGGACACCCUCUACCGGAUCACUCUUUCUUGUUAUGUCGCUGAAUUGGUGAAGCACAACGAAUGCAUCGAAAUAUUCCUUGAGGCCGGUCGUUCGCGCACCGGACGUCGACUUCCUGCCAAAUCCGGGCUGCUGUCGGUCAUUGUAAACGCUUGCCUGGAAGGCGCUAUUGAUGACGCGUGGAUUGUUCCCGUAUCAAUAACAUAUGAGAAAUUGGCCGAAGGUGGAUUUGCCUCUGAGCUUCUCGUGAGUUUUAAAACUUUUAUGGUGGCAAUGUGCUUAAUAUUUAAGAAAUUUUAUUUUAUAUCAGGGCCAGAAAAAGCAACCAGAAACUUUUCUAUCUGCAAUAAAGAAUGUUCUUGCCCUAAUGUUUUCGGACAGUGGCAGUGCUCAUCUAGUCCUUGGAGAACCAUUGUCUUUGAAAGUAUGUUCUCUGUAAAUGUAUAAUA
Molecule: messenger RNA, 809 nt
Organism: Soboliphyme baturini
Lineage: Eukaryota; Metazoa; Nematoda; Enoplea; Dioctophymatida; Soboliphymatidae
Source: the annotation of a GenBank genome assembly